UCAGGCAAAUGAAUUCUGAUUAAUCCACCCUUUAUUCCCACCCUAAAAUAUCUCUCAUCCCCUCCCUCGCAUUUCUUAUUUUCUGUUUUCCCUAGUUAAAAUCAUUCAAUUUCUUUUCUCUUCUCUUAAUUAUUUUCUCAGUCAGAUUUUAUUUCCCUUGCUGACCAUUGCCAAAAGGUUUACCAAAGCUUCAUUUCCAGAACAAAAUGGCAAAUUCAUCAUCUGGAAUGUAUGUGAACGAUGAUUGCAAGCUGAAGUUUUUGGAACUAAAAGCAAAACGAAAUUAUCGUUUCAUCGUGUACAAGAUCGACGAGCAGACACAACAGGUGAUCGUAGACAAGUUGGGAGGUCCCCAAGAAACUUACGAAGAUUUCACCAACUCCUUGCCCGAACAUGAAUGCCGCUAUGCUGUCUUCGACUAUGAUUUUACCACAGAUGAGAAUUGUCAGAAAAGCAAGAUUUUCUUCUUUGCAUGGUCACCUGAUGGGUCAAGGGUGAGGAGUAAGAUGCUUUAUGCAAGCUCCAAGGACAAAUUCAAGAGACAGUUGGAUGGGAUUCAAGCUGAGUUGCAGGCAACAGAUCCAAGUGAGAUGACCUUGGACAUCAUCAAAGCACGAGCUCUUUAA
Molecule: messenger RNA, 626 nt
Organism: Gossypium raimondii (Peruvian cotton)
Lineage: Eukaryota; Viridiplantae; Streptophyta; Magnoliopsida; Malvales; Malvaceae
Product: actin-depolymerizing factor 10
Exons: 3
Coding region: 207-626 (139 amino acids)
Biological process (GO): actin filament depolymerization
Cellular component (GO): cytoplasm; actin cytoskeleton
Molecular function (GO): actin filament binding
Source: RefSeq, a predicted model, not a curated record